AUGAUCCGCGUGAUCGGUGGUCCGCCUUCAUGGACGUAUGACUUCCCAGAUCUGCUCGCAACAUUGUCUGAGGUUGCCGAGGGCGCACUCCACGGCAAUGUCUUGUCGCUGCACUGCAAGUUGUAUCAGGCGUAUCUUCAUAUCGCUGGCGAUACCCUGGACGCCAAGAUGGGUGGUCUCGCCUUGUCACUAGGCGUCGCCACCUCUGUUCUUGUCAACCAUGCCACGGAGGAGAUAUCGCACAUUCUACCAAACGUUCUUGUUAGCGAAAUUAAAGGCGCAAUUGAUGGAGUGGGAAGUAGCGUGUUCGCGACGUUGACCGAGCAAGUUCGUGAUCAGGUCACCAACGCAGUUACGCAGAGUGUGGCCUCUUUGUUCUACCCGAAUUUGUUUGGUGCGGCGCUUGGUUUCCUCAUUGCCCUUCCUCUCAAAUUUGACAAGCUGGAUUUCACCGCGCUGCAAUAG
Molecule: messenger RNA, 465 nt
Organism: Aspergillus welwitschiae
Lineage: Eukaryota; Fungi; Ascomycota; Eurotiomycetes; Eurotiales; Aspergillaceae
Exons: 2
Coding region: 1-465 (154 amino acids)
Source: RefSeq, a predicted model, not a curated record